Molecule: messenger RNA, 10482 nt
Organism: Closterium sp. Naga37s-1
Lineage: Eukaryota; Viridiplantae; Streptophyta; Zygnematophyceae; Desmidiales; Closteriaceae
Source: the annotation of a GenBank genome assembly
AUGGCCCAGUCACGGUUGUGUCAACGUGUCGUCUUUCUUCUCCUCGCUUUCACAAUCGUCGUUCUUCCCUCGACCUCGCACUCAGCUCACUUUAGCAACAAGGCGUCAAAUUUCGCUCGUUUCGCGAGUCGUUCCGAAAGGCGUUCGCCGGACUUCGCUUACUCUCGCGUGAGAGGGGCUCCAUUGGCGGAGUGGCAGCACCGGCUGCUGACAUGGCAUGCGGGGCAGGCAGGCGGCGGGAGGGACGCACUGAGGGAGCAGAGGGCGGGGAGCGAGGAGGAAUGGCCUGGGGAGGAGGGGAGUGGCAGCGAUGCAAGUGGUGGAGAUGGCAGCCGUAGUAUGGGGGAGGUGGUGGGGCAAGCAGGUGCAGUGGGGGGGAACGGGGGGGAAGGCAAGGAGGAGGAGAGCGGGUGUGAAAGGGCGGGGACGCAUGAAAGGAGGUCAACGGGAGCUGGUGGAGGGGCGGAAGGGGGAGCGUUGCACGUGGGGAGGGGCGGAGGUGCUUUCCAUGGCAGACAGGCGGACUCUCACGCAGGAUGGGGUGGGGGCGACUCACGUUUAGGGUGGGGUGGGGCGGAUCUACUUUCAGGGUGGGGUGGGGCGGACGAAGGUGACUCUCUGCUGGCUGACUUCCUCCCUGUGCUCGACCCGCUUCGCCUGCCAUCUCUCUUCCAAUCAGCUGCUGCCACCUCAGCUUCCGCGGACACCUCUCCUUCAUCAGGCCUGCAUGCCACGUCAGCAGCAGGGCAGGAGGACGUGGUGAGAGCUGGAGGGUUCCAGUUUGCAGCACGCACAACUGAUGCUGACGCAGGCUGGGCAGGGGGGGGCGUAGAGGAGGGCAGAGCGGGGGAGAGCAAAGCUGGGGGGCAGCAAGGGGUGGGACGGGGGAGACAGCUGAAGCAACAGCGCAGUGAGGGGGUGGCGCAGGGCGGAGGGCGAGACAAGAGAAGCAAGGCAGCAGAGGGAGGGGGAGGUGGAGGGGGAGGGAGCGAGGCAGCACAGGGUGGCCCGAUCACGGAGGGCGGGAUGAGUCUGACAGAGCUGUCGUCCGCAGUGCUGUCGGGGUCGCUGCUGUCUGAAGCCCCUCUCGGCUCCCCCGUGCUCCUCCGCCUUGCCUUCUCCUCCGGCCCCAAGGCAGGCCUCCACGCCGUGCAGCAGCCACCGCAGCAGCAGCAGCAGCUUCAGAAGGGGGAGGCGGGAGCAGCAUCAGCAGCACCUGGGGGCGUGUCGUCGCCCUUCUUCCGCCUGUCAUCACAGGUGGACCUGUCGCAGUCACGCGUGCAGCUGUUCGGUCCAAUGCCGCACUCGCGCCGCCGCACCUUCCCCCUCGCCGUCGCCCACGCCACUGAUGCUGCGGGCGGGGAGGUGCUCACUGCUAACUUCACAGUCAAGCUGCCCGGAGCGUACAGUGUGAUGGUGGUGGUGGCGGACACACAGGGCAACCGCCUCAAGUUCAAGGCGCCCAACUUCUUCCGCUCCGCCAUCCCCCUCCCCGCCGCCCUCCUCCCCGCCGCCCUCCUCCCCGCCGCCUCCACGCCGCUCUCCCCCAUCACGGCGGCCGCACCUGCAGCAGCGGUGGCGGGGCAGCAGGCGCAGAUGGCCUUUGCUCUCGUCAGCUCGGACGGCACGCACAUCCCUGCCACCGACGCUGAUGUGAUUGUUGCCAGUGUGACAAAAGUGAACGGUGCCGCUGGUACCAGCAGCAGCAACAGCAGCAGCAGCGGUGACAGCGGGGGUGGUGGGGAGGGCAGUGAGUGGGGGGAGGGGCCAUCAGGGGUGGGCGUGGAGGUGGAUGGGGCCUCGGGGCUCAUCAUUCUGCGCUUCACCCCGCCCUCUCACGGCAAUUACUCCCCCGCGCUCUCCCUCAUCCGCGCCCAGCAGACCAUCAAUCUCCAAAACCCUCCACCCUCACCCACCUCCUCUUCCGCUUCCUCUGCUGCCUCCUCCGCGCCCUCCUCUCCCUUCCCCUCCUCCUCCGUGCUCCUACAGGUGGCGCCAGGCGAGCCCAGUGGGGACGCCUCAGGGCCGCUGCUGGUGGCGGCGCAGGAGGUGACAGUGGGGCAGACGGGGCGCCUGACAGUGUAUGUGCACGACGCCAUGGGCUCCGACCUGCCCGCCGAGCCCCUCCUCUCGCUCUUCUCCGCCUCCUUCUCAGUCGCCUCCAACUUCUCCCAGCAGCAGCUCACCUACCCCGCCACCCUCACCCUCUCUGCCUCCCCCUCCUCCUCGCCCACCUCGCCCUCCAACUCCUCCUCCCUGGAUGUCACCUUCGAUACAGGCACACUCGCAGGGGUGGCGUCUCUCUCGGUCCUUCUCUCAGGCCGGCACAUCCGAGGAAGCCCGUUCCCCUUCACAGUGCUCCCCGGCCCUCUGCACCCACCUUCCUCGCUGCUAUACGGGCCAGGGGCGCAUGGAGCAGUGCCUAAGUUCCCUGCGUUUCUGCAGCUGCAGCUGAGGGACGCGUGGGGGAACGUGCUGCUGGCAGGGGGCGCAGGGCAGGACGUGCAGGUGGGGGUGGUGCCCGCAGCGCAAGGGGCGGCGGCAGCAGCGGCGCUGGUGGGUGCAGGGGGGAAUGGAGCGGUGCAGAGGGGUAUGCCAGCGGUGGCGGAGGGUACGGCGGUGAGUGUGGUGGACAGCGGCAACGGUUGCUACUCUAUCUCCUACCGGGUCACCAAGCCCGGGGCCUACGCUAUCCUUGUGACUGUAGGCGAUGUGCUCUUGCAGAACGUGACUGUAGCGGCGACCCCAGCAGUGGACGCCAGUGCAGGCAGCGCUGCCGCCCAGCCCACGUGUGUGGUAACCGCAUCGCCCGCCUCCGGCCCCAUGCAGCAGCUGCUCGCCUUCGCGCCGCCUCUCGUCCAAUCAGGCGCCGCCAUGUGGCUGCGCAUUGUGGCAGUAGAUUCAGCAGGAAUGGCAGCUGUAUCAGACCCUGCUGUGCUCUCCGCCAAUCUCUCCCUCACUCUGCUCUCCACACAGGGGCAAGUGGCUGACAUCACUGCCACGCCCGUCGCCCCCUCCUUUGGAGGGAAACCCAUCCCUGCACUGUGGCAAGCACAGGUUACUGUUCAGUUGGCCGGCAGCUUUGUCCUGAUCUGCACGGAGUGCCUGGGGCGGGCGAGCAGCAUGGUGGUGAAGUCAGGCCUGCCGCUGCAGCUGCUGCAGGGGGAUGCAGUGGGGGGGGACAAUGCCUCCUCCUCUGUUGCCCCCUCUGCGCCCCCCUCUGCCCUCUCUGCCAGUGCUGCAUCAGCUGCAAAACCAAGCAAUGGGUUGGAAGAGAUCACUCUUGCGGCUCACACGCAGUUGCACAAGCACAGAGCGCCCCCUGUCACUGCCAGUGCUGCCAUCACGGAGGCUGGCGGCACUGGGGAAACAGAUGGCUCGACAUUGUCGGUCCAUGAUGCUCUCUUCCCCUCCCUCGCUUCCACUCAACCCACUGCCACGUCUUCCUCUCCAACUGAACCCACCAGCAGCAGCAGCAGCAGCAGCAGCACUGCCUCCUCUGCACUGCAUGGCCGCACACUGCAGACUGCUGUUGACACUGCCAGCAGCAGCAGCAGCAGCAGCAUGAAGGGUGCGAGGGCAGUGGCACAGGACACAAACUACGGGCUCAUAUCCGGCACACAGGGCUCCUUCUCCCUCACCGUCCUCCCCGGCCCCACCGCCCCCGCCCGCUGCUCCUUCGCCCUCGCCCCAGCCCCCGCCUUCGGCCGCGUUGUCGUGGUGGGCGGCGCCGUUCGUCUGCCUCUGCAUGCCAGCGACAGCAGUGGUAACCAGCAGAGUUACAGCCUCAGCCGCUACCCGCCCUCAGCAGACGCUUUCUCAGUUGUCGCCUCCCCCGCACCCGCCUGCCAGCCCCCCAAGGGACAGGCUGUACCUGUUGCAGGGGACGUGGCAUUCGGGAGGCUACAAGCAGGGAGCUUCGAUGCUGAACUCAACUUCACCCGGGCAGGCGAGUAUACUGUGCAGGGUUACCUGGGGGAGGUGGCAUUUGGGGCAAAGGCGGAGAAGUUCAUGGUGCUGCCGGGGGAGGUGGAUCCGGGGGAGAGCUAUGUGGACGGGGGGGAUGUGAGGGAGGCGGAGGCGGGCAGUGUGGUGCGAAUGAGGCUCGUGCUGCGCGAUGCACUGGGCAACACCGCUAUCCCCUACCACCUCCUGCUGCCCAACUCCUCCCUCUCCGCCCAACCCCCUGCCUCUGCCUCUGCCUCUGCCGCUGCCUCUGCCUCUGCCGCUGCCUCUGCCUCUGCCGCCGCCUCUCCCGCUGCCUCUCCCGCUGCUGCUGCUGCUCCACCGGCGGCAGUGAAGGCGCCGUGCUCCGUGGUGCUGAGGCCGGUCAACCUCACCCACCGCGCCUCGUGGUGGGGGGGGCUGUGGACGCAGGGCGAGGCGGACGCGGGUGGGGGAGGGGGGGAGAGUGGGGGGAGUGCGGACGGACAGGAGGAAGCAGGUACUGUGGUCAUGGCGGCUGUGGGGGGUGGGAAGAGAGUGAAGCCUACACAGGAGGGGGCGCAGGAAGGGGGGCAGCAGGUGGAAGAAGCGGGGGGGAUAGAGCCAGAAGGUGUGAAGUGCAUGUGGAGUGCUGCAUGCUCGCUGCCGCUGUGCCAGGCGCUCACCGCCUCUGAAUACGGCAUGCAGCAGGAAGCAUCAGGAGCAGCGGCACGAGGCACAGGCAGCAAGCGAGCAGCAGCAGACGGGGCAGGGGCAGCAGGUGCAGCCGAGGGGUGUGUGUUGGACGUGCAGUUUGACGCGCGGCAAGCCGGGAACUUCAGCGUGACAGUGCUGCUGGAAGGUUCCAGGAAGAAGCUGGUGUUCCCGGUGCCGUUGCUGCAGGUGGUGCCAGGAGCCCCCUCAGCAGAGCGCAGCACGGUGCAGCUGAACAGCAACUCCGCUGCUGCUGGCUCGCCGCCUAAUGUCACUGUGGUGGCCAGAGACGCCCUGGGGAAUGAGAUCCGCGACUUUGACCCCUCCACUCUGCUCUAUGCCGUGCAGGUGUACCUCGCAGGCCAGCCUGUCCCAGGUGCCACCUUCCCCCUCACUGUGCUGCCUGCGCCGCCCGCCGCCGCCCUGUCAUACGCGUUCGGGCCGGGCCUGGAGCGCACAGUGGCGGGCGCACCCUCGACGUUCACACUGCAGACACGCACAGCACAGGGGCUGUACCCCGGGCAGACCACGGCAGAGGGCGGGGGGGUUCAGGGUGGGUGGACGCAGCUGGCACAGGGUGGGGUGGGAGACAACAGCAGCAGCAGUGGAAGCACGAGCGGCGGUGGCGGGAGCGCCAGUGCGUGGGGCAGCAGUGCGACGUUCAUGGACGGGGCGGUGGCGGUGGUGGUCACGGUGUUCGCGCGGCGCAACGUGACCCGGCAGGCCGAGGUGCGGUCCGUAGUCUCCCUAGGAGGCGGCGCGUACCGCAUCACAUACACCACGUACGAGCCGCCUCACGGGGGGUUCUACCGCGUGCGCGUGCAGCUGCAUGUGGACGGCAGCGGCGAGCCCCCCGCGGACAUCAUGGACGGGCCUUUCUUCGUGCCCUUCUUCCGCGGCUCCGCUGCUGCUGCCCUCUCCACUGUCAACGCCUCGCUGCAUACGGUGCUCUCCCAGCCGGUGAAUCAGCCGCUGGUGCUGCUGGUGACCACGGCGGAUCAGUUUGGCAACGUCGGCCCGUACAGCCCUCUCAUGGACACCCUCCCUCUCGUCUUCACCGCCACUCCUGCCCGCUCCUCGUCCUCCUCGCCCCCGGCUUCGAAUGCUCCUCCCGCUGCCCCGCCCAGCACAUCACUGCGCGACCUGUACAACGGGUCGUGUGUGGCGGUGUUCUCUGCCGCCCAGCCCGGGCGGUAUCAGCUGUCCAUCAAGAUCGCGGGGUACUUCGUGGGCGGCGCCAAUGGGCCCAUUGACGUGGACGUCAGUGACGCUGCUGCCAAUGCCACUGCCUCCGCCCAACCAGCGGCAUUGACUGCAGUGGCGGCAGCAGCAGCGGCAGCUGCAGCACCAACAGCACCGGCACCAGCGGCAGCCGGUGACUCUGACGAGGACAAUACAGCAGCAACCCCACCAGCAGCAGCGCUGCCACGGAAUCUACCCGGGGUGGACGCGUUACUCCGCGAGGCAGAGAGCAGCGCAGCAGCAGCGGGCACGGACGCCUGGCAGGUCACGGCCUCCCAGUGGCGCGUCAAAGGCCUAGCCGGCGGCGGCUCGUCCCUCUUCGCCCUCACCCCCACCGACUUCCUGCUUGUCCCCGACGCCAACUCCGACGGCCUCAGUGACGCGCGCGCCGCCUCCGAGUCCCCCCGCUCCGCGCCCCUCUCCUGGGACGUGCUUGUUCAGCCAGUCCUCCCCCCGCCCUCCCCCUCCACCCCGGAUCCCUCCCGCCCCGCCUCCCGCCCGUCCACAGUGCAGCCUCUGUAUGAUGGUACCUGCCUCAUCGCCUUCACCCCCCCGGGCCCCGGCCCGUUCCUGCUCUCCAUCCGCCUCUUCUCCCAGCACGUGCCCGGGUCGCCCUUCCUGCUCUCCGCUGUCCCCGGCCCUGUAGCGCCGGAGCGCUGCGACGUGUGGGGGUCGGGGCUGGGGCCGACAGUGACAGCAGGGCAGGCAGUGGCAGUGAAGGUGCGGGCGAGGGACCGGCAGGGGGUGGUGCGGAGGGUGCGGGGGGACCUGUUCACGCUGCAGAUCUUUGGAGGGGGCGGGGGGGGAGGGGGGGACGCAGGGCUCUACUCCAGCUCGCUGCUGCAGCCCGCGGCCACAGGAGGCGCGCAGGAGCAGGGGGUGUACGAGGGGGGUUAUACAGCCGUGCAGGCAGGGCGGGUGGCGGUGUGGGUGGUGUUUCACAAUACCAUCGUCGCCACUGCUGCUGUCACUGUGCUGCCCGGCCCGCCUGCUGCUAACACGUCUGCAGUGCUGGUGCCGGCGGGAGGGGUGAGGGUGCGGGCGGGAGGAAGAGCGGAAGUGCUGGUGGCGCUGCGAGAUGGGCUUGGGAACGUGGCUUCCUUUGAUCCCACUGCUGCCACCAACACUGCCGCCAACACCGCUGCUGCUUCCUCGCAGCUCUCUGUGAAGCUCCUCUCCUCGCCUCUCCCCGCCUCCUCCCCCGCCCCCACCUUCGCACCCACCACCAUCAACCCGUCCCUCAUCGCCCUAUCCGCCCUGCUCACCAUCGCCGGCUCGUACCAGCUGCAAGUGCUGCUCAACGGCUCGCCCCUCCCCUCCCCCCCUCUCGCCCUCCAAGUCGUCCCAGCCGCCCCGGCCGCCUUCUCCCUCUCUGGGUUUCCACCUGCUGCUUCCUUCCCCGUGGCCCGCCCAGUGGUUGUCCACGUGGCGCUGCGUGAUAGGUUUGGAAACGUGGUGGGGCACGGGGCGGGGGAGGAGGGGCGGGUGGGGGGGUCGGUGACGGUGUCUCAUGGGGAUGAGGCGACGGGAGGGGUGGUGGGGGAGACGUAUAUGCUGAACGUGACUGCAGUGAAUGUGACUGCAGCGGAGAUGAGUGACACGGAAUGGCAGGGCACUGUAGCCACCACCACUGCCGCUGCUGUUGCAGCUGCCACCACCACAGCUGCCACAGCGACCCGCAGCAAGUCAGCCGCAUCACCCGCCCCUGCUCCCUCUUCUGCCUCCCCCUCCCCUUCCUCCUCCUCCCCUCCCUCAAUCCCUGCCUGGCAGCUGUCCUUCACCCCACAGUCCCCCGGGCAAGCCUCUCUCCAGCUCAUGGUGGGUCCCCCCAACGCCGCCCUGCCGCUCUCUGACCCGGCCUCCUCCCUCCCCCUGCAGGCCACCAUCCUCCCACGCCCGGUCAGCCUCGCACACUCCACUCUGUACGGCGCAGGGCUGCAGCAGGGAGGGGGGGUGCGGGCGGGCACGGUGGUGGAGAUGGGCAUGUGUGUGAGGGACGCACAGGGCUUCCCUCUCCUCACUGACUCCGCCAAGCUGCUCAAAGUGUCGGUCACUCUCGCCUUUGUUGCUCUCCCUGCGCCCACCCCCAGAGCCUUCCUGCCCGUUCCUCCAGCCUCGGCCGUGCCUCGCGCCCGAAUGGGGUACGGCGGGGGGUGCAUCUUCCGAGGCUCGUUCAAUCCCCCCAACAACACAGCCACGGGAGCGCCAUCGGCAGUGGCAACGGCAGCAGCAGCGCCGUACGGGCUGUCAGUUUCAGUGCUUGUCAACAGCCGCCCCGUCCGAUUCCAGUCCACCAACAUCACUGUUCACCCCGCCCUGCCGCCCAGUGCGCCGCUCCCGGCCAAUCUCACGGUGACAGCUGUCACGGCGGACGGGGUCCCCAUUCCGAACGGCUACCAGCUCCGCGGCGGGGCGGCUGGUUCGGAGACCAAGUUCGGCGUGCGGUUCACCGAUGGUAGCGGCACGGCGGUGCUGGUUGAGGAUGACUCUGCCCUCGUGCUCAAACUCACACCCUCGUUCGACGCUCUCGACCCCGAUCCCACUCUUCUCUUCGGCCCUGCUGCUGCCGCUGCUGUUGCUGCUGCAGGCGCGCAGGGGGUUGGGGCGGAGGGGGGCAAGGACAGUGUGAGUGUGAGUGUGAGCAAGGGAGGGUACGUGACGGUGACGGUGGUGGCGGCAGCGGCGCAUGUGGCGUGGCGCAACGUGCAUUACUCCACGCCUGACGGCUCGUCUGCUGGCUGGUUCCAGCUGCUGCUGGCGCCAGGUGAGGCGGAUGACCAGAAUGAGGGGAGUGGAGUGGAGGGCAUCUCGAGUGCCAACUGGCCGGCCGUGGCAGUGAGGGUGGACGCGGCAGCGCUGCAGGCGUGUGGGAGGGGGGCGUGCAUGGUGGGGCGGCGCACAGCCUUCAGCAUGGCGGUGCUGGACGCCUCAGGCGCCGCGCGCACCUUCAACCGCCUCACCGGGGAGGGUGACUCGCUCACCGUGCUGCUCACCCGCCCAGGCACCACUCAGCCUGUCUUUACUUCUGCUGCCACUGUGAACUCAAAGGGGAACUAUCUGGGAAGCUUCCUGCUGUACGAGCCAGGCAACUUCACGCUCUCAGUGCGUCUGAACAACCAGACGGCCUUCAGCACGCCAGUCCACAUCCUGCCAGGCCCCUUCUCCCCGUCGCUAUCGCGCCUGCACGACCUGGCAGCCACAGCAGUGGCGGGCCAGCCCUACAGCUUCAACGUCACUCUCAGCGACGCCUUCGCCAACCCCUACGUGCUGCCGGGCCUGCCCCUCCUGCUGCACACGCGCUCGCCCUCCUCCGAGGCCCACCACGGGGUGCUGCUCUCGUCGCCCGCCACGCCCACCGUCACCGCCACCAUCACUGUCUUUGAGUCGGGCCCGGCUCACCUCUCCGUCACCCACCUGCCCUCGGGGGCGCACCUCUGGGGGUCGCCAUUUACUUUUACUGUGCUGCCCGGCCCGGUUGCUCCUGCUGCAUGCUCGCUGCUGGGCCUGGUGAACGGUACGCUGGUGGGCAGCAAUCAAACGUUUCUGGUGGUUGCCCGGGAUUUGUAUACGAACCCAAUAGAGUAUCCCACAGCAGGCGAGUCAGGGCUGACCUUGAAUGUCACAUUCGUCCCUGCCCCAUCCUCCUCUUCCUCCUCUGCUGCUGCUGCUGGCGGUGGCAGCGGGGCAAAAGCAGCAUCAGCAUUGCAGCCCACGCAGAUCGACUCGUCUCUCAGGAAUCCCAGUCUGCCAGCUGGCGGCCUCGUUUUCACCCUCCCCACGGCAGCAGCCGGGAAGUACAUAGUGUCGGUCAAGGUGGGCCCCACACACAUCAUGGGCAGCCCUGCUGACGUGUCAGUGCUGCCGCCCGCCCCGUCAGCCAGUGUGCAGGCGUCCUUCGACCGCUCCCAGCGCGCCCUCUCCGUCGCCUUCUCUCCCACUCUCACCCUCUCCUCGCCCUCCACUGCCACCGCUGGAGCACCACCAGCAGGAGGGGCAGCAGGAGGGGCAGCGGGAGGCAUGGGGGGAGGGGGAGGUGUGGGGCAGCAGGAGUGCGCGGAACUGCUGGAUGGGGAGAGCUUGGCGCGGGUGGGCACGGGUGCGCAGUGCGUGUGGCAGGACUCGUCCCGCCUGCUGGUCUACCUGGGCUUUAACUCCUCCCUGCGCCCCUUCACCUCCCUCACCGCCACCACCGCUCCCAACGCCACCCUCUCCUUCCUCCCCACCCUCUCCGCCCCCUCCUCCUCCCCUUCCCCCGGCCCCCCCUCCUCCCCCACCUCCUCCUCCUCCGCCCUGGCCGUGGGCGUCGGCCCGCCAGGCGGCGCAUCAGGCGCGCGAACGCCUCAGGAGGUACAAGAAGCGGUGCAGGCGGGGGCGGUGGUGGUGGCGGCGCUGGACGCGCCGGGCACGGUGGGGCUGUGCGACGCGCUGGUGCUGGACGCGUCGGGGUCGCGGUCGCUGUACGGGGCGGUGCUGGCCUUCUCCUGGCGCGUGUUCUCCGACGCCGAGUCGCUCUCACUGGACCUCCUCGUGUCGUCGCAGGGCGCUGACGCCACCACUCUCACCAUCCCGCCCAAGACGUUGACUCCCGGGGCAGCAUACGAG